UUCACGUUUAUCUAACCAACAAUUCACAACAAUCAGAAAACAGCAUCUGACAGCCUAUACACUGCGAACUACAAAUUUACAAAUCAUACAAAAUAAUUUUUAAAAUAAACUAAAACUAUACUUUAUCAAAAAAAUGUAUACAUUCAAAUAAGGAGAAAUAUUCAUAAAGCACUGCUUUCAGUUAUCUCUUUAUUUCUACGUCUCUGCAAUAUAUAGCAUGGUUAUUUGCAAGUAUUAUCGGCAAGGCAAUUGUCGUUAUGGGCAAUACUGUCAAUACGAGCACAUAAAUAGUUUUGUGAGCAACAAAGCCGAGUUUAACGAAGAUGAUAUUGCUCUCACGGUGGCCAAGGAGGUGCUCCUUGCGGAGAGAGGUGAACAAUGGCUACUCUCAUGUUUUGGACCACUCAGAGAACGUCCCUGUAUCCCAGGUAUGGAAGACAUGUCUCCAGAGGAAGUCCGAUGGGAGUUGUAUGAGGCACAGAAGACCGGCAUGGUUGAACAAGCAAAACUGCAUUUCCAACAAUUGUGCCAAGACAUGAAGGCAAAAAGAGAAGCACUGAAGAAUCCUACACAAGAAACAAUCUUAAUGUUGAAAAAGAUUUUGGGAAGCAGCCAGAAAGGUGGUUCAAACGCAAAUACAACUGGAAAGCCAUCUGCUUUCUUUGCAGCUUCUCAAUUGGGUAUAGCCAAUAACACGUCGACUAAUAACGUAUUCGCAAAUAAAACAUAUAAUGUUCCAAACAAUAAUCCAUUUGGUGGGGGAGGAUUCACCUCUUCGAACAACACAUCGUCAAUAUUUGGAAAAACCAAUAACAACUCAGCAUCGGUAUUUGGCAAUACGGCGACCUUUGGUAACAAUCUCGGCGGAUUCGGUACAGCAACGAAUAAUACCAGCUCCAUUUUUGGCGUGACAAAUACAUCGACGUCAUUUAACAAUAUGUCGAGCAAUACAGCGGCGUUUAGCGCGUCACAGAAUAAUUCAGUUUUCGGUGUACCAUCUCAAAAUAUGUUCGGCCAAGGUAACACCAUAUUCAGCGGAACAAACCAGCUCGGCAACGCGCCCUCUACUUCGCUGUUUAACAACCCAAUGACCUCGCAGGCAAACACUUUGUUCAGUGGAGCGACAACCACCGCCGCUAACUUAUUCGGCACUAACAAUUCGUCGGCUGGCUUACAAACGAAUUCGGUCUUCGGCACCUCGACCACCUCGUCCAGUUCUGUCAACAGCGGGAUAUUCAGCCAGUCGAAGACACAAGUACCUGCAUUCGGCGGAGCGCCAGUUUUUACCGGGGUGAAUAAUUACGCCAAUAAUACUGGCAACCCGAUAUUCGGCGGCAAUCAAGCGUUCGGCGUCCCUGCGAUAUCCACGAGUGGUAUUUUCGGUGGGUCGACAGCCACUGUGACGCCAGCUUUUGGUGUGUCCGCUGCUGCCGCUACAACGUCGGCCUUUGAUUUGAAUCAACAGUCCAAUAAUAAUACUUUUGGAGCAGCAACAUCCGCCUCAAACGUCUUCGGCGGACAGAAUAUUAAUGCUGCAGUAAGCAACAGUACGCCGUUCGGAACGCCGAGUGCCACGAUCAGCGUUCCAUUCGUCACUAAUUCACAGCAGCUUGAUUCUGCCAGCACAAAUUCGACGCAGUUCGUGGACGCGGGAUUCGGUAUGGCCGUUGCAAAUAGCACGUUUGGCACCACAGAAACAUCUUCCAAUCCAAUAUUCGCGAACGCAGGAACUUUCGUCACUUCCAACGCGACCGUCGCCAACACCUCGCCGUUCACUACAUUCGGCAAUGUUAAUGCCUCCUCACCGUUCAGUACGACAACUCUCACAACGACGACACCCGCUAAUCCAUUCGCACCACGAACGCAACAGAGCAAUGCGCCAUUUGGAAACGUUGCGCAGAGUCAUCCUGGCGCUACCAACAUCUCGUCUCCAUUCGGAAAAUCGCCGUUUAAUGCUAUUAUUAUGAAUUCUAUUAUCAGUGAUAGCGUUUACAGCGCGGAAGAUGCGUUAACCGAUGACGAGAAGAGUAUGUUCUUAGCUCAAGAAUUUACUUUGGGCAAAAUACCGUUGAAACCACCUACUAAAGAUUUGAGAUAAUUUGACAAUUCCACCUGCGUAUUUAUAAUAACGUAUACUACAUAUGCUGUGAUAACGAUGGUCCUUGUAAAUAUCCAAAGACUUAAGUAUUGUAAAUAAGUGUGUUCUAUUUCAUACUACUUUUUUAUUGCUUGUAAAUGAAUAACAUUUGUUUUAUUAAUUCGAGCUAAUUUAGAUUGUAAAAAUGUGGUUUUUUAUAGCGUAACUAAAUUAUGUCUGUGAGUAAAUAAAAUUCAUCCUAUA
Linepithema humile (Argentine ant) is the source of this 2341-nucleotide messenger RNA. RefSeq lists its product as uncharacterized. Lineage: Eukaryota; Metazoa; Arthropoda; Insecta; Hymenoptera; Formicidae. The record is from RefSeq and is a predicted model, not a curated record. Gene Ontology annotation, molecular function: metal ion binding.